UCGAACUCUACUGUCCUAAGGGUUGCCUGCUGUAUAACGGUCCUUCUUCUUGUCCUCUCGUCCGACCAGCAGAAAACCAGCCAGCAUGUCUUACCAAACCUACCGUAUGAGCACUAGCUCUGGCCCUAGCAGUGGUGCAUCAAUGAUCAGGAGCAGCCGCGUCGGCUUUGUGUCCUCUGCCCCCAAAGCUUUCAGUGUGGCAGGCAGUGCACCCCGCCGCAUCGCCUCUACCACAAUGCACUCCAUGUCCUCUGGCUUUGGUGGCGGUUAUGGCGGUGGCUAUGGCGGUGGCUAUGGCGGUGGCUAUGGCUCUGGCAGCGGUGGUUUCGACUUGUCUAGUGCCCUGGAUCAGGGCACCAUCCACCUGAAUGAGAAGGCUACCAUGCAGAACCUCAAUGACCGUCUGGCCUCAUAUCUGGACAAGGUUCGCUCCCUGGAGGCCGCCAACUCCAAGCUGGAGAUACAGAUCAGAGAGUACUAUGAGAAGAAGGGGCCAGCAGCUGAGAGGGACUACAGCAACUACUGGGCUAUCAUCAAUGACCUGAAGGACAAGAUCAAUAAUGCCACCAUCAACAAUGCCAACAUCCUGCUCCAGAUUGACAAUUCCAAGCUGGCUGCUGAUGACUUCAAGACCAAAUUUGAGCAUGAGCUGAUGAUGCGCCAGUCAGUGGAGGCUGACAUUGCCAACCUGCGUCGCCUGCUUGACCAGACCACUCUGACCAAGGCUGACUUGGAGCUGCAGAUCGAGGGCCUGCAGGAUGAGCUGGCCUACCUCAAGAAGAACCACGCAGAGGAGCUGGCAGCCCUGCGUUCUCAGCUCACUGGCACCGUCAAUGUGGAGGUGGACGCUGCACCCCAGCAGGACCUCAACAAAGUCUUGGACGACAUCCGCUCACAGUAUGAAGCUAUCACGGAUAAACAUCGCCGUGACCAGGAAACUUGGUUUAACGACAAGUCCGCAUCCCUGUCCAAGGAGGUGGCCGUUAGCACAGAAACAAUCCAGACAUCCAAGACAGAGAUCAACGACCUGCGACGCACAAUGCAGGGCCUGGAGAUCGAGUUACAGUCUCAGCUCAGUAUGAAAGGGGCUUUGGAGAACACCUUGGCAGAAACAGAGGCUCGCUACAGUGCCAUGCUAGCUGGCUUCCAGAAUCAGAUCAACAUGCUAGAGGGAGAGCUCGCUAACGUGCGUUCCAGCAUCGAACAGCAGGGACAAGAUUACAGGAUGUUGCUGGACAUCAAGACCAGACUGGAGCAGGAGAUUGCAACCUACAGGAGCCUCCUAGAAACAGAAGAGUCCAGGCCUGUCGGUUCAGGGAGCUCCAAGACCACAGUUACAACCACCACUGUGCGCAGUUAGGAUCCCAGCUGGCAGGACAACCCAUCUUUUCUCAGACAAACACACACACACACACACGCACAUGCACGCACACACAAACACCACCAACUCACAAAAUUUUGAAGCUGUUACACAAGAAAAGCUGCAAUUUAAAAUACUUGUGGGAAAUGAGGCAGACCAUUUUGUAACUCAUCGGAACAAAUGCAUGUCCGUAUGUGUGUGUAAAUGUGUGCGACUUGUCUCUGAAAAUAAAAUGUGCUGGUAAAAAAAA
Messenger RNA from Lampris incognitus (smalleye Pacific opah), 1610 nucleotides. It is a transcript of the gene krt94, whose product is annotated as keratin 94. Gene Ontology annotation, molecular function: structural molecule activity. The transcript has 8 exons. NCBI's taxonomy places the organism in Eukaryota, Metazoa, Chordata, Actinopteri, Lampriformes, Lampridae. The record is from RefSeq and is a predicted model, not a curated record. The coding region runs from base 86 to 1360 and encodes 424 amino acids.